Molecule: messenger RNA, 2333 nt
Organism: Prunus mume (Japanese apricot)
Lineage: Eukaryota; Viridiplantae; Streptophyta; Magnoliopsida; Rosales; Rosaceae
Product: calcium-dependent mitochondrial ATP-magnesium/phosphate carrier protein 2-like
Biological process (GO): transmembrane transport
Molecular function (GO): calcium ion binding
Source: RefSeq, a predicted model, not a curated record
UUCGUUGGGAUGCUCUAAGCGUAAAACUCACGCUACAGUGGACACCCAAGAAAUUAAAGAAUUCUUUUCAGGAAAGAACAAACAGAAAAUUUAUCACGCUACAAUCACAUUUUCGUUUUCAUUUUUAUUUUUGUAUUUGUUUUUAUUAGCGAGAAAGAAAAGUAGAAUUUUGGAGUACACAAGAAACAAAAUCGUAUGAUAUCUGAUCUGAGGCUGCGAUGGUGAUGGGCAGCUUCUUCUUUCCUGAUAUUGCUGCUGACGAUCCCCGGCCAUCUGAAGAAGAGCAAUGAGGUCCGGUCGAUUAUGCACAUUCGGCGUAGCGUAGGGCCUUCACCUCGGCAUUGAAAAUUCGUCUCUGCCUGCCUACUCGGUAAUUAUCUGUCUUCUUCGCGUUGGAUAUGUUUCUAGACCUAAAUCCUUUUCCAUUUAUGCAUGUAAUUUUGAUUCUUCAAUUCCAUCAAAUUCGAAUUUGUUUUCCUCAUCCUGUCUGUGCAACUUAACUGCAUUUCACCGGUUCCAAGGUUUGAUAAUUUACUCAACUAAACCGUAGAAGAAUAAUAGAGUAAUAGAAAGAAUAGCUAUAUACGAAUACUGUUACUAAACGAUGAAAUACUUAUGUAUUGGGUAUUUAAUUUAAGUUUCCUUUCCAUUAGACAGAGUGAGUGAGAGAGAGUGAGAGAGAGAGAGAUUGAAGGACAUAGACGUACAAAUAGUGUUGUUUAGUUGUUAUGCCAAUGGAGGAGGAGGCAAUGCAAAGCAAGGAAAAGGCAGGCCGAAGAAACGGGUGCAAUCCCGUUACGAAAGGUGGCCCUUUGUCUAUGGAUCAUGUGCUUUUGGCCCUGGGAGAGACCAAGGAACAGAGGGAGCUCAGAAUUCGUAAUCUCUUUAACUUCUUUGACACCGCAAAUAUUGGUUAUUUGGACUACACCCAGAUUGAGGCUGCCCUCUCUACCCUCCAGAUACCCUCCGAGUACAAGUAUGCCAAGGAUUUGUUGAAUGUCUGCGAUGCCAAUCAAGAUGGCCGUGUCGAUUACCAAGAAUUUAAGCGCUACAUGGAUGAUAAAGAGCUCGAGCUCUAUUGCAUCUUUCAAGCCAUAGAUGUCGAACAUAAUGGUUGCAUUCUCCCUGAAGAGCUCUGGGAUGCACUUGUAAGGGCAGGAAUUGAAAUUGAUGAUGAGGAACUCGCACGUUUUGUUGAGCGUGUUGAUAAGGAUAAUAAUGGUGUUAUAACAUUUGAAGAAUGGAGAGAUUUUCUUCUGCUGUUCCCUCAUGAGGCAACCAUCGAGAAUAUUUAUCAUUAUUUGGAAAGGGUAUGCCUUGUUGAUAUUGGGGAGCAGACUGUAAUCCCAGAGGUCAUCAGUAAGCAUGUCCAUGCAAGCAGAUAUUUGAUUGCUGGGGCAGUAGCAGGAGCAACAUCACGUACAGCUACUGCUCCUCUUGAUCGUUUAAAGGUUGUUUUGCAAGUACAAACAAAACAAGCUCGCAUUAUGCCAGCAAUAAGGGAUAUAUUUAGAGAAGGGGGAUUAUUGGGCUUUUUCCGUGGCAAUGGUUUAAAUGUCUUGAAAGUGGCUCCUGAAAGUGCCAUCAGGUUCUACACUUAUGAAAUGCUGAAAAAUUUUAUUGUCCAUGCUAAUGGUGAAGAAGAUCAGGCUAAUAUUGGUACUGCAACUCGCCUUGUUUCUGGUGGCUUAGCAGGUGCUGUGGCACAGACUGUUAUUUAUCCCAUGGAUCUUGUUAAAACACGAAUCCAAACUUAUGCUGGCGAAGGUGGAAGAAUUCCAAGUCUUGGAACUCUGUCUAGAGAAAUAUGGGUUCAGGAGGGAUCCCGGGCAUUUUAUAGGGGCCUUGUUCCAUCUCUACUUGGGAUUGUCCCUUAUGCUGGCAUUGAUCUUGCUGCUUAUGAAACCUUGAAAGAUAUGUCCAAGAAAUAUAUUCUGCAUGACGGUGAACCUGGUCCUCUUGUGCAAUUGGGAUGUGGGACUGUAUCAGGAGCUCUUGGUGCAACAUGUGUGUACCCAUUGCAGGUUGUCAGGACAAGAAUGCAAGCACACACUGCAUAUAAAGGAAUGGGUGAUGUAUUCAGGAGAACCUUCCAACAUGAAGGGCUAAGGGGAUUCUACAAAGGAAUAUUUCCAAAUCUCCUUAAAGUAGUCCCAUCUGCAAGUAUUACUUAUAUGGUUUAUGAGUCCAUGAAAAAGAGUUUGGAUCUGGGAUAAAAGCAUUAUGCAGCUCCAAAUAAUUGACUAUAGAGUUGACACAUUGACAAUGGUAUCGUGAUAAAGAUGUUGAAUAAGGUUCCUAAUUGAAUAGAUCAAAUCAUUUUUUUUGAGUCA